CUCAGCUAGUCCUCCAGGGAACCUCAGUUUCACUGAAAUCCGAACAGGAAAAAGAUUCAAGACACAUUGACAGAAGGUCUCUAUCACAUGUUUGCUACCAUGAAAACCAAAGUAGCAUAUAAUGUCCUUAUAUUGUUACUUGUAUAUUUCACAAAAUCUUCAGCUGAGAAAAAAGAUCUCACUGGAAAGAUGUUCACUUUUCCUGUGGAGUCUAAUACUGCUCAUGUCGUUCUGGUACCACCAACCCAAAUCAGGACCCUAACCGCUGUGACUGUCUGUCUGCGUUUCUUCUCUGAUCUAACCAGUAGAGCUCAGCCCCUCUUCUCUUUAGCAACCCGGGCAAAUUCAGAUAACGCAUUCCUCAUCUUCAAAGAAACCAAAAAGAACUACAACAUAUGGGUGAAUGGCAUUUAUGUGACAUUCAAGGCAAUGGAGGACAUUCCAAACCAGUGGAAUUCUGCCUGUGCUACUUGGGAUUCCAAGACAGGCCUCGCACAGCUUUGGGUCAACGGCAAACCAAGCGCAAGAAAAGGGCUGUCUCGAGGAGGCACCAUCUCGCAAGAAGUCAGUAUUGUCCUGGGUCAAGAUCAGGACAGUUUCGGAGGGGGAUUUGAUACAUCCUCGUCUUUUCUGGGAAUGCUCACAGAUGUUCACAUGUGGGAUUCAGUUAUUUCUUAUUCUGAGCUCGCUUCGUACAUGAACCGCAUUCCACUGACACACAAUGGAACUGUGAUCAACUGGAAUUCACUGGAAUUCACCUAUAAUGGCUAUGUCAUUGCAGAGGACCAGAUGAGUGGUAUGAUUUGAAAAAAGUAAGUUUGUAAAAGCUAGAGUCAGCUCUGUCUGUCUGCCAAUCAGAGUUCAGUUGAGGGACCAGCUCAGAAGUGGGGUAUGAAAUUCUUGUAACAUACUUUGAAACACUUGUAAGGUUGGUUUUCGGAUGGAUGGAGCACACAGUUACAUUUGACUACAGACUACUUUUUUUUAAAAAGCCUGAAAACUUCCAAAGUAGGCCUUGAUAUAAUCUCAAUAAUGUUCAAACACUUGGUUUUACUUUUAGCUUUGUAUCGGACAAAACGUUACACUGUUGCAAGUAGAUACUGUAUUUUCUUUAUUUUAAAAAUGAAAUAUUCAAGCAAAAAUAAUUAUAAUCUGUAGCGAAGAAUUUGUUUCAUUUUACUGUUAUUCUCUGUUCCUUUUUCUAAGUUUUCACCAGAGACUUAUGACAUCUGUAGUAGGACACAUCUUCAAGGUUGCCUCGAAAAAGAAUCAUAUGGCGUGGUGCCUCUUCACUUAACUUUGUGACCUGUGUCACGGGACUUCACCUAUAACUUAAUGGCUAUAUUAUUGUAGAGGACCAAGUGAGUGGUAUGAUUUGGGAAAAAAGUAUGUUUGGGAGUUUGAGUUUGAGGAUUUUUUUUAUACAGAAUACUUGUAUUGUGUAUUGAAUAUACAAUUGACAGAUACAUUUUUUUGAACAAAAUGGGUAUCAUUUUUGAUUUGGGUAAUUAACUGUUGAUUGCACCAUAGUGUGCAUUUAGUUAUGAAUCAUCUGUCUGUAACACAUUACUGAACAUGAAUCUUGGUGAAGUUUUGUGACCAAGAUCACUUGUGGGAAAUGCUAUUUAAAAUGAUUUUUUACAUAUACAGUAUUGUCUUAUACUGUAUGGUUUUACAUCUGAACUCUUCAAUUCAUAGAUUAAAGCAAUGACUUUUAUCAACAUCCAACACUUGAUAUGUCAUGUUAAUCCAAAUAUUAUGCAGUUGUGCAUU
Engraulis encrasicolus (European anchovy) is the source of this 1773-nucleotide messenger RNA. Its product is annotated as mucosal pentraxin-like. The transcript has 2 exons. Lineage: Eukaryota; Metazoa; Chordata; Actinopteri; Clupeiformes; Engraulidae. The record is from RefSeq and is a predicted model, not a curated record. The coding region runs from base 88 to 807 and encodes 239 amino acids.